This is a messenger RNA of Diospyros lotus (date-plum), 633 nucleotides long. RefSeq lists its product as uncharacterized. The record is from RefSeq and is a predicted model, not a curated record. NCBI's taxonomy places the organism in Eukaryota, Viridiplantae, Streptophyta, Magnoliopsida, Ericales, Ebenaceae. The transcript is spliced from 3 exons. The coding region runs from base 1 to 633 and encodes 210 amino acids.
AUGUGUCUGUUUGUAUUUGACGCCCUAAAAGAGUAUUGGAAUUCUGCAGAAUUCAAAGACAAGUCUGAAAAGGCAAAGAAAAAUCGAGCUUCAGAUGUUAGGGGCAGUACGCAUACUUGUAGUUCCAUUCCUAUGUCGGAGCAUAAGAAAAGACUAUUGAAACAAUUUGGUCGCCCACCCACACAUACUGAGUUGUUUUUUGCAACACAUAGAAAGAGAGACAGUUCAGGAUUUGUUGAUAGGAGGUCUGAGGAUAUUUAUGCUAACUUCCAAACGCAACAACAAGAGGCAUUAUCACAGGUAUCGGCAUUUGGCCAACCAGAAGAUAAUGACGCUAUCCAGCCCUCGCAGCCAGUUAUUGAUGAGAGAUUAAUAUGGUUAGAGGUUGCGGGUGGCAAGAAAAAGGGUCGCAUCUAUGGGAUAGGGUCAGAAGCGUAUGCCAUCUUUGGUUCCUACUACCUACCACCACCAUCGCCGCCACUGCCGUCGUCGAGCUCAUUGACAGAGCAAAUUCAAGAAGCUGUCAGGACAACUAUUGAACCCUUUCAUGAUCGUCUGUCAGCCCUUGAAGGUAGGUUGUCUCCCCUACCGCCGUCUUCAUCAUCACCGCCCCCGGAUCCUUCGGAUCAUUAA